Molecule: messenger RNA, 4658 nt
Organism: Annulohypoxylon truncatum
Lineage: Eukaryota; Fungi; Ascomycota; Sordariomycetes; Xylariales; Hypoxylaceae
Product: pyruvate carboxylase
Exons: 11
Coding region: 350-3979 (1209 amino acids)
Biological process (GO): pyruvate metabolic process; gluconeogenesis
Cellular component (GO): cytoplasm
Molecular function (GO): metal ion binding; ATP binding; pyruvate carboxylase activity
Source: RefSeq, a predicted model, not a curated record
UUGUCUCUUCCGACUCUGUUCUACCUAGAAUCCUACACACCUACACAUCGUUAUUGACAUAUCCGGUGCUUCCUAUCACCAACACCCCGCUUUCUUGAGCUCUUACAUACGUCAGCGUGGGCGAAGGAGAGUGAGCACGGAGCUUAGCAGCACGAGCUCUUAAACGCUUAAACGGCCCUCGGCUGAGAGCGCCACCCCACCAAACUAGUCACGACGUCAAGCUCGCUACUCAACAAACAUCCCCUCCCACUUCCUUACGUCACACCACUGAGCUUCCUUCGAGCUCUUCCGACUCUUAAUUUCCAGACAGCAGAGAGCAGUCCGGAACUGCUGGUUCAUCGAAGUCAAGAUGUCGACCGAUAUGGACUUUCAAGAUAUCCAGGACCUGGAGGCUGCCCGAAAAGCCGCCGGUGCUGCUGCUGCCGCUGGCAGCGACAAUGAAGAUGUCUUCGAAGAGGGCGUCGCCCCGAAGGAGGCUAAGACGGCGCAGCACAUUCGCGCAAACAGUUCUAUUAUGCAUUUGAAGAAACUCCUCGUUGCCAACAGAGGAGAAAUCCCUAUUCGUAUUUUUAGAACUGCUCACGAGUUGUCACUACAUACUGUUGCUGUUUUUAGUUAUGAGGACCGACUUAGCAUGCAUCGGCAGAAGGCCGAUGAAGCCUACGUCAUUGGUAAACGAGGCCAAUAUACGCCGGUCGGCGCUUACCUUGCCGGCGACGAGAUUAUCAAAAUUGCAUUGGAACAUGGUGUUCAGAUGAUCCAUCCUGGAUACGGAUUUCUAUCAGAAAAUGCCGAGUUUGCGCGAAAUGUUGAGAAAGCUGGUCUCAUUUUUGUUGGCCCAUCUCCCGACGUUAUAGACUCCCUCGGCGACAAGGUUUCUGCCCGAAGACUUGCCAUUGCCGCCAAUGUCCCCGUCGUGCCCGGAACCGAAGGCGCGGUUGCUGCGUUCGAAGAGGUUAAGAAAUUUACCGACGAAUAUGGAUUCCCUAUCAUUAUCAAAGCCGCAUUCGGUGGUGGUGGCCGAGGUAUGCGAGUGGUACGGGAACAAGCCAGUUUGAAGGAGUCCUUUGACCGAGCCACCUCCGAGGCAAAGACGGCUUUCGGUAAUGGUACGGUAUUCGUCGAGCGCUUCUUAGACAAGCCGAAACAUAUCGAGGUUCAGUUACUCGGAGACAACCAUGGCAACAUCGUACAUCUGUAUGAGCGUGACUGCUCGGUCCAACGGAGACAUCAAAAGGUGGUUGAGAUUGCACCCGCCAAGGAUCUUCCCGCGGAAACCCGAGACAGCAUUUUGGCCGACGCGGUGAAGCUGGCCAAAUCCGUAAACUACCGAAAUGCCGGUACCGCAGAGUUCUUAGUCGACCAGCAAAACCGUUACUACUUCAUCGAGAUCAACCCCCGUAUCCAAGUCGAACAUACAAUUACCGAGGAAAUCACCGGUAUUGAUAUUGUUGCGGCUCAGAUCCAAAUUGCCGCGGGUGCUUCACUACAGCAACUCGGGUUAACUCAAGACCGAAUCUCUACGAGAGGAUUCGCUAUCCAAUGCCGAAUUACCACGGAGGAUCCGUCUAAGCAAUUCCAGCCCGACACUGGCAAGAUCGAGGUGUACCGAUCCGCUGGUGGCAAUGGAGUACGUCUCGAUGGCGGUAACGGAUUCGCUGGUGCGGUCAUUACGCCGUACUAUGACUCCAUGUUGGUCAAAUGUACGUGCCAUGGCUCAACCUACGAGAUCGCGCGCCGAAAGAUCCUUCGAUCUCUCAUCGAGUUCCGUAUCCGUGGCGUAAAGACAAACAUUCCUUUCCUUGCUUCCUUGCUAACCCACCCAACCUUCAUCGACGGUAACUGCUGGACCACAUUCAUCGAUGACACACCUCAGCUGUUCGACCUUAUCGGCAGCCAGAACCGUGCCCAGAAACUUCUAGCUUAUCUUGGUGAUAUUGCUGUCAACGGAAGUAGCAUCAAGGGACAGAUUGGCGAGCCCAAGUUCAGGGGUGACAUCAUCCUUCCUGAGCUCUUCAAUGCCGAUGGCUCGAAACUUGACGUCUCCGAACCUUCUAAGAAGGGAUGGAGACAGGUCCUUCUUGACCAAGGCCCGAAGGGGUUCGCCAAGGCCGUUCGUCAAAACAAGGGUUGCCUGCUGAUGGACACUACUUGGCGUGAUGCUCAUCAAUCUUUGUUGGCUACCCGUGUACGGACAAUUGACCUCCUAGGUAUAGCAAAGGAGACGAGCCACGCUCUAUCAAACCUGUACAGUUUGGAAUGCUGGGGCGGUGCUACUUUCGAUGUCGCCAUGCGCUUCCUCUACGAAGACCCGUGGGAUCGUCUUCGCAAAAUGCGUAAGGCUAUUCCGAACAUUCCCUUCCAGAUGCUUCUGCGAGGAGCGAACGGUGUGGCUUAUGCUUCGCUUCCUGACAAUGCUAUUGAUCACUUCGUGGAGCAAGCGAAGAAGAACGGCGUUGAUAUCUUCCGAGUAUUCGACGCCUUGAACGACAUCAACCAGCUCGAAGUCGGUAUCAAAGCUGUACAAAAGGCUGGUGGUGUGGCCGAGGGGACCGUUUGCUACAGUGGAGAUUUCCUAAACCCCAAGAAGAAGUACAACCUUGAGUACUACAUGGACCUAGUCGACAAGCUGGUAGCCCUAGACAUUGAUGUCCUUGGUAUCAAGGAUAUGGCUGGUGUGUUGAAGCCCCGUGCAGCCACACUUUUGAUCGGCUCCAUCCGAAAGAAGUAUCCCGAUCUUCCAAUCCAUGUCCACACUCACGACUCUGCUGGCACUGGUGUUGCUUCCAUGAUUGCUUGUGCUCAGGCAGGCGCGGAUGCCGUCGAUGCCGCCACAGACAGUCUCUCCGGCAUGACAUCUCAGCCCAGCAUCAACGCCCUCAUUGCCUCGCUUGAGGGCAGUGAGCUAGAUCCCGGCCUAAACCCCGCACACGUUCGCGCUCUGGACACCUACUGGUCUCAACUUCGUCUUCUAUACUCACCUUUCGAGUCUCACCUUAUCGGACCUGACCCUGAGGUAUACGAACACGAGAUUCCCGGUGGUCAGCUGACCAACAUGAUGUUCCAAGCUUCUCAGCUUGGCCUCGGCUCACAAUGGGCUGAAACCAAGAAGGCUUACGAGCAAGCCAAUUACCUUCUUGGAGACAUCGUCAAGGUUACGCCCACUUCUAAAGUGGUUGGUGAUUUGGCACAGUUCAUGGUUUCGAACAAGCUUUCGCCGCAGGAUGUUGUCGACCGUGCCGGCGAGCUCGAUUUCCCCGGCUCAGUCCUCGAAUUCCUUGAGGGUAUGAUGGGCCAGCCCUACGGCGGAUUCCCCGAGCCUCUGCGUUCGAGGGCUCUUAGAGACCGUCGCAAGUUCGAUAAGCGACCUGGCCUCUACCUCGACCCCGUCGACUUCAAGAAGACGCGUUCUGAACUUGUGCAAAAAUGGGGGCAGGUUAGCGAGACAGACGUGGCUUCCUUCCUCAUGUACCCCAAGGUCUUCGACGACUACAAGAAGUUUGUGCAGAAGUUCGGUGAUCUCUCCGUGCUACCGACAAAAUACUUCCUCUCGGCACCGCAUAUCGGCGAAGAAUUCCAUGUGGAGUUAGAGAAGGGUAAGGUUUUGAUUCUGAAGUUGUUGGCUGUUGGUCCUCUAUCUGAGAAUACCGGUCAGCGAGAGGUGUUCUACGAGAUGAACGGUGAAGUUCGUCAAGUUACCGUUGAUGACAAGAAGGCUAGCGUCGAGAACGUCAGCCGACCUAAGGUCGACCCUGGCGACUCUAGCCAGGUUGGUGCACCGAUGGCCGGUGUCUUGGUUGAGUUGAGAGUCCACGAAGGGUCCGAUGUCAAGAAGGGAGACCCUCUCGCUGUGCUCAGCGCCAUGAAGAUGGAAAUGGUUAUUUCAGCUCCUCACAACGGUAAGGUAACAGGUCUUCAAGUCAAGGAAGGCGAUUCGGUCGACGGAUCAGACUUAGUAUGCAAAAUUGCAAAGUCUUAAGUAUGGUUUGAUUACUAAACUGGAUGACUCAUGGGAAUUCAAGAGCGGAGUAACGGUAUCGGUGACUGAUGAGGGUUUGGCUGGAGGGUGCUUAAGGGAUGGGAGGUUUGAGCAUUCGGAUUGGAGUGGACUCCUCUCAACGCGUAUGGUUUUGCUUUACUCCUAAGUUUUCUUCUUACUGUCGAGGGUACCAAAAUAUUCAGGUACAUCAAAUGUGCCUAGUCUUUGCUUCUACGAAUUAUUACUAUCAAUUCACCUAUUACUCUCUCGCUUGAGCAUAAUAUGUAUUCUGUCUUAAGUAGGUACCUACUGAGGAUGAUCUGAUCUAAUCACAUAUCCCAAUCGAUAUAUCAAAGACCGAAAUCCACGUCGUCCAGCUCAAGCGCGGGCAACAAAGCCAUGUGCAGCUUCGCAGACCCGUAAGGCACGAACCGCGCCGCGAACGGCUUCCCCGUGGGCUUCACGUCGAAGGUUCCCGGGUCAGCAGCCGUGUCCAGGACGACGGGCCAAUCGAUCUCGACAGCGGCGACGCGCAGCUCGACGGGCGGGCCGCCGAGCUCCCAGACGGGGUUGCCCAGCUCGUCCUCAGCGACCUCGAGGACGUCGUUCUCGGCGUCGUGCUCGACGUAGGUCCCGUUCGCGGCGCGCCGCACGACGCGGAUCUGCGAGGGGUCGACGG